Messenger RNA from Diaporthe citri, 1941 nucleotides. RefSeq lists its product as uncharacterized. NCBI's taxonomy places the organism in Eukaryota, Fungi, Ascomycota, Sordariomycetes, Diaporthales, Diaporthaceae. The transcript has a single exon. The record is from RefSeq and is a predicted model, not a curated record. Bases 1 to 1941 code for a protein of 646 amino acids.
AUGCACCUUCUUCAUUGCACCAAGGGAGACUUUGACCAGCCAUUAGCGAUCCACCUGGAACAAGUCGGCGAGCAGCCCCCACCCUAUGCAACCCUCUCGCAUGUCUGGGGAGAUGGCGAGGUUACAUUCCAGGACUGCGAGGACGUCGAAGACAUAACGCGUCUGUCCAGGAUAACGUUGAAGAAAGGCUACGCCAAGCUGGCGGCAGCAUGUGAGCGCGCCCUGCAGGAUGGGCUUGGAUACGUCUGGGUUGACACGUGCUGCAUCAACAAGAGCUCCAGUGCCGAGCUGUCCGAGGCGAUCAACUCCAUGUUCCGCUGGUACGAGAUGUCGCAGACGUGCUAUGCCUACCUAGACGACCUCCAUGACCGCUUCAACCUGCGGAACCUUCGGAAGAGCAGGUGGUUUACGAGAGGUUGGACGCUGCAGGAGCUGAUUGCACCGGCGGACGUUGUGUUUCUCACCGCCGAGUGGCAGGAGAUAGGGACAAAGGCCACGCUUUCGAAACAGAUAUCAAGCAUCUCACGGAUACGGGAGUGUAUACUUGUCGAUGGACUGUAUGCGCACGAUACAAGCGUGGCGGAGAAGAUAUCCUGGGCGGCCAGACGACGGACGACCCGAGAGGAGGACCACGCCUACUCCCUUCUGGGCCUCUUCGAUGUUCAUAUGCCGCCUAUUUAUGGCGAAGGGGGCUCCAGCGCGUUCAGGAGAUUACAAGAGCAGAUCAUGCAUACGUCAACCGAUCAUACCAUCUUCACCUGGUGGGGACAAGGAUCUUCUAUAACCUCUGGAAUCCUGGCCUUGUCUCCCGACCAAUUCUUCGGCGCGAAGCUCCACCCUGUCGAGUUUGACGUCUAUCGGCAAGCGUUUGAUUUGCUUCAGGCAAAGCCGGAAUUCACCGUCACAAACUAUGGCCUGAAAAUGCAGAUCCCCAUAGCAGAGAUUGGACCGGACUACCCAGGGUAUUACUACGGAUUCCUCGCGGCGCGAUACAUAGGCGCUUCUACCGUAAAUGAGUGGGCCACGAUAUACCUCUACCGGCAGCCGGGAGGCGGCAUGCGCCAGUUCACCCGCACGAGCUUCAAGGGCAUGUGGUUUGAACACAGGAAGAUCGGCGCCGAGGACUUCCACAAGGACACUAUCUUUAUAAAAAUAACUGUCGAUACCUGGCCGCUGGUGUUGAACCCGGACGUGAGCGAGCCUUUCGGUACGCCAUCCCUCAGAGGUGGAUGCGGCGGACAGAUGGAACGGCGGGUGUACAUGGCAUUUGCCAAGAAGCAUCCAACAAUUCACAUUGCAGAGUACUGGGUGAACGACUGCCCGCUGAGGUGCAACGAAGUUCUCAUGCUCAGCUUCAAGGGCCGAUGGGCCAUGAGGACGGAGUCGGGGCGGGAGAUAUUCCCGGACCUACACAAAGCCACCGUAGCGAGGAGUAUACAGGCUGACUUUGUCGAGUUCGACCGAAGAACAUACGAAAACGGCCGACACCUUGCUUUCAUAAUCAUGAGCAACGGGAUAGACAGGAUUCUUGUCGUCAUGGCUAUACAGCGGGGAGCAUGGCUACUCCUGCUUGCAAAAAUAGAGAGCAACGUCUCAGUCCGGACGGUGAGGCAUGACAUGCUCUCUCCCGUGGAGAAACAAGACGGAAGUGACCAGGUACUACACCGGCGAGCCAGCACGCUGCUUACACCUCCUUGGCUACAAUCUAAAUUCGUCGGCGUGGGCGUGCCCUUCAACCCACCAGGGCCAUUCGAGGCCCGCCUGGGCAGAUACUUUGUCUCGAUCGAGCGAGAGACCCGUUUGGACCGUCCGAAGGAGCUGUUCUUCCGCAUCACUGUCGGCAUGAGGCCAGUGGUGUCUCGGAAAGCAGCAGGCACGUUCCAAAUCAAGGAGAACGCGACGAAAUCUGUAUUUCUGAUGAGAUCGAUACCGAGUUCUUGA